Messenger RNA from Salvia miltiorrhiza (redroot sage), 1642 nucleotides. RefSeq names its product delta(12)-fatty-acid desaturase FAD2. The transcript has 3 exons. The coding region runs from base 257 to 1408 and encodes 383 amino acids. Gene Ontology annotation, molecular function: oxidoreductase activity, acting on paired donors, with oxidation of a pair of donors resulting in the reduction of molecular oxygen to two molecules of water. Lineage: Eukaryota; Viridiplantae; Streptophyta; Magnoliopsida; Lamiales; Lamiaceae. Gene Ontology annotation, biological process: lipid metabolic process. The record is from RefSeq and is a predicted model, not a curated record.
AAACCAAAAGCAAUUUAAGUAGCGAGUGAUGCCCAUUGCUUUAGCACUCCCGUGAGCUCGCCUCUAUUUAUAACGCCUGUGGUGCCGGCCACUCUACUCCGCACCGCACCGCACCUCUUCCUUUCUCUCACUACCCCUCCUCCAAACAGGAGAGAGAAACCGCGCCUCCUCCUCUUAGGGGUCAAGUUGUAAGUUAACAGAGACAUUAUUGUUGCCUUCUCUUUUUCGGGCCACCAUGUGCUUGGGUCGCUGAACAAUGGGUGCUGGAGGGCGUAUGUCCGUACCCCCUGCCGAUAAGAAGGCAAAAUCCGACGUUGUCCAACGAGUUCCGCAUGCAAAGCCUCCAUUUACGCUCGGUGAGAUCAAGAAAGCCAUUCCACCCCAUUGUUUCAAGCGUUCUAUUCCUCGUUCAUUUUCCUAUGUCGUAUAUGACCUUGUCAUUGCCGCUCUGUUUUACUAUGUCGCCACAAACUACUUCCAUCAGCUCCCGCAGCCUCUCUCCUACAUAGCCUGGGCUCUUUAUGUGAUAUGCCAAGGUUGCAUCCUCACUGGUGUGUGGGUCAUCGCUCAUGAAUGUGGCCACCACGCCUUCAGUGAUUACCAAUGGCUAGACGACACUGUCGGCCUAAUCCUGCACUCAUUCCUCCUCGUGCCGUACUUCUCUUGGAAGUACAGCCACCGUCGCCACCACUCAAACACUGGCUCACUUGAGAAGGAUGAGGUGUUUGUCCCAAAGGUCAAGUCAGGGGUCAGCUGGUCUACCAAGUACCUGAACAACCCACCUGGCAGAGUCAUCACUCUCUUUGUCCAGCUCACUCUAGGCUGGCCUCUGUACCUUAUGUUCAAUGUCUCCGGAAGGCCUUACGACCGGUUUGCAUGCCACUUCGACCCUCAGAGUCCUAUCUACUCUGAUCGUGAGCGCGCUCAGAUCUUCCUCUCUGAUGCAGGCAUUCUUGCUGCCACCUAUGGGCUGUACCGUCUAUGCGCAGCUAAAGGACUUGCUUGGGUUCUCUGUGUCUAUGGUGGCCCAUUGCUUGUGGUCAAUGGGUUCCUCGUCUUGAUCACUUUCUUGCAGCACACCCACGCUUCCCUCCCUCACUACGACUCAUCAGAGUGGGAUUGGCUGCGCGGCGCCCUGGCCACAAUGGACAGAGAUUAUGGCAUUCUCAACACCAUCUUCCAUAACAUAACAGAUACUCAUGUUGCACACCAUCUGUUCUCGACCAUGCCGCACUACCAUGCGAUGGAGGCAACAAAGGCCAUCAAACCAAUCCUGGGCAAGUACUACCAGUUCGAUGGGACGCCUGUUUUUAAGGCCAUGUACAGAGAGGUGAAGGAAUGCAUCUACGUCGAGCCGGAUGAAGGCGAUGAGAACAAAGGUGUGUUCUGGUACAAUAACAAGCUUUAGAGAUUUGGGGAGAAUGUAGGAAAUGCAGUUUCUGGGAUGUUUGUUGUAGGAGAUUCUGCUUUGUUUAUGGUUAAAGUCUAGGUUGUGUUGGUUGCUUUCUGUUUCGAAGGUCUUAGUUUCAUGUCGGUUGAAUAAGACUCAGUUAGAACUUUUGUGUUCUUUGAAGUCUUGGUUCAUGUUGGAUGGAAUAAGACUACUAAGAACUAUUAAUGUUUUGUUGUUUUGAAGUCCAAA